UCCACAUAACAUUAUAAUGUUUAUCUUAUCAUUUCAUAUCUCCAUCAACCCACCAAAUAUCAUUUAAUAUGUCCAACUUACAAAAUAUCUCUUCUUUAUAAUCGCAACAGAGGGUUAUCUUAUGUUAGAGCAGAGAUGGGUGAUAUCAAACGUUUACUCAUCCUAGCGAUCUUUUUAGUCAUGCUCUCGUCACAGUCCCUUCUUUUAUGUUCAGGUCAAGGCGAUGAGGAAGCUGGUGUGACGAGGAAGCUUGGAGUAUUCAUAAGGAAAAGGGGAGGAGGAUUCAGUAGGAGACCUAGAGCAACCACCACGUCUGCUUCUGCAAUACCUUUGUCAGGCUCCUUCCAUAUGAUUGCUUGCCUUGCCACCUCGUUCCUGCUUUCUCAACUUUUCUAGGUUUCUUCUCCUGUAUAAAAUGGUCUUCUUUUCUACUUUCCCAACAAGAAUUGAUGUAGUCGACAGUAGUACCACGCAUGUGUAGCGUCAACAAGAAGAACUCUUUGAGUAUAUAAUUAAUUCACAUAGAAUUGAGUUA
This is a messenger RNA of Capsella rubella, 535 nucleotides long. RefSeq lists its product as uncharacterized. The record is from RefSeq and is a predicted model, not a curated record. NCBI's taxonomy places the organism in Eukaryota, Viridiplantae, Streptophyta, Magnoliopsida, Brassicales, Brassicaceae. Bases 136 to 396 code for a protein of 86 amino acids. The transcript has a single exon.